Messenger RNA from Cuscuta campestris, 1041 nucleotides. The record is from the annotation of a GenBank genome assembly. NCBI's taxonomy places the organism in Eukaryota, Viridiplantae, Streptophyta, Magnoliopsida, Solanales, Convolvulaceae.
CAUACUGUAGAAUUGGUGAGUACGUGCUCGUCUAAAGGUAAAUCGAAGUUACUAUUUUAGCGAAUCCACUUUUCUAUAUUCAUUUCAGCUAGUGAUAAUUACAUUUCCCUCAAUGGUCUGGUUUUAUAGUGUGUGUGUGUGUAUUGGAAAGAGUAUCUCACAUCAUGGAAGGAACUUCUCGAACUCUUCCUUACAGCAUAAAAUCGAUUGGUCUACUUGGUAGUCAUGCCCUUGGUCGGAAUCCAAAGUUCAUGGCUACGACGGUAGAUCUGGGAAGGGAAUUGGUAAGGCAAAAAAUUGGACUUACUUAUGUAGGAGGUAAUGUUGGCCUUCAAGGAGUUGUGGCUUCAACAGUCUAUACCAAUGGUGGUAUAGUUAGAGGCUUUAUACUAGAGUAUAUUGCAACACAACGGGUCUACAAACCUACAUACGGUGUAGAGUACACAGUUUCCAACAACUACUAUAAGUAUUUCGAAAUGAAUCAUGUCGUGAAGGCUUUCAUCGUACUUUCUGGAGAAGUUGACACUAUGGAAGAUACGGAGGAAUACUUGCAGUGGACUACUCAACCUAUCCAAGACCUAAGCUUCAAGGAAGCUUUCAAUAUUAUUCAGCAACAAGAGGAAGGGGAAAUAAUCUUACCAUUACAGAUCACUUGGAGCUCAAAGCAAAUCCCUAAAGUGGCCUUCUUUCAAUGGAGGCUAUACCUCAACCUUCUCCCAUUCCCUCCCACCCUCACCAAAUUUGGUGGACUCGAACUCUCAGAACAGACUGUUGGGAAACGAGGCUUGGAUAACGCAGCAGAAAACAAAAAUUUAUAGUCCAAAACUCGAUUCCACCCAAGAACAACUUACGUAAAUUACUAGCUAUAGUAAGAAAUUUACCUUAACGGUGAAAACGGAGAACGGAGGAACGGUCGGGGAUGGUUUUGAGGAGAUGAACGUAGCGCCAAACGUAUGAAGCCUCCAACGUAUCCACACAAACUUGCUCCGGAGUCCAAGAUUAAACUUGUGCUAGCAAGUUUAAUAUAGGAUAGUAAAAACU